Molecule: messenger RNA, 630 nt
Organism: Lachancea fermentati
Lineage: Eukaryota; Fungi; Ascomycota; Saccharomycetes; Saccharomycetales; Saccharomycetaceae
Source: the annotation of a GenBank genome assembly
AUGGCUUUGCUUUAUCACUUGGUCUCUUUGCUAAGUCUAUUCGCAUGCGUCUUUGCUGCUACUUCUGAACCCAUUGUUACCCACAAGGUGUUCUUUGACAUCCAACACGGUGAUGAAAAGCUCGGCCGUAUUGUGAUGGGGCUGUUUGGCCAGGUAGCACCUCGUACUGUUGAAAACUUUUAUGAAUUGACCAUCUCUGAAGAUCCAAACAUGGGCUAUAUCAACUCCACGUUCCACCGCGUCAUUCCGCAAUUCAUGAUCCAAGGUGGUGACUUCACUGACGGCACGGGUGUCGGUGGCAAGUCCAUUUACGGCAACACUUUUGCUGACGAACCCUUCACUCUAAAGCACGACCGUCCAGGUCGUUUAUCCAUGGCCAACCGUGGCCGUGAUACCAAUGGCUCUCAGUUCUUCAUCACCACUGUUGAAACUCCAUGGCUCGACGGCCGCCACGUAGUGUUCGGCGAAGUCAUCGAGGGUAUGGACGUCGUACACAUGAUCGAGAAAGUACCUACCGGCCGCUCAGACCGUCCUAAGCAAACUGUGCGCAUCAUUGCCUGCGGUGAGAUCGAAACCGUCCCACCUUCCGAGAUCGAGGCAGAGGAAGCUGCUGCUCACGACGAAUUGUAA